This is a messenger RNA of Castor canadensis (American beaver), 3995 nucleotides long. The record is from RefSeq and is a predicted model, not a curated record. Lineage: Eukaryota; Metazoa; Chordata; Mammalia; Rodentia; Castoridae.
CUAGAGAUAUUGACUGCACCAUUCUACCAUUUAGGAGUUUUGUUAGGUUAGAGAAAUGCUUCGAUACUAGAGAAAUAGCAUUCACAGUGUAAACAUAUAAACGUACUGCUUUGAUGGCACGUAAGUGGUUGCACGUAAGUGGUUGCAUCUGUAGGCACCUUUCAAUGUUUUGUAUUAACUAAAGAGAUAUUGGUCAGAUUGUUAUUUUAGAUUAUCUGUUAUGUUUAGAAUUUACUUUUGUUUCUGCUGCUACCUCCUAAUUCAGAUUUGGGUUACCUGCCACCUGAGCUAAUGUAGCUUCUUGUGAUUAGACUCUGGGAUUUUGUUCUCUCCUCAGUACAUUUACAUCCAUAUGAUUGACAGGUUAGUUUUACUAACUAGUGACGUGUAUUGCUUACCAGAGAGACCAUGAACUCAUCUUGGCAUUGAAGAUUUGCUCAUCCAUCCCAUCCUCAUUGCUGUCACUCCUAGUUGAGACCCCCUGCCAUUUGUUGUCCCCUCCUCAGGGAAGACUUCCCUGGCUUCCUCUCACAGCCCUUUGUGCAACUCUCACAGCACCUAAUCAUUUAGCCCACAUCACUAAAUCUAGGAAAUGAGGCAUUCGGUACAUGUUGGUGCACAUCAUCCAGAGAUGAUCUUCUUUACACGUUUGCAAGCUUUCCUGGUGUGAUUUCCAGAGUGGGCUGUAUACUCAAGUCAUCUAGAUUUACUUUGUUGACAUUCCUUCUGCUAAUUUGUUUAUGAAUGAAUCUCAAAGUAUGCCAGAAAGGACAUUAGCUUUAUUUCCAUUUUAAUUAGUUAGAAAAUAUAAUUAUUUUCCUUCUUUACUUAGCUUUCUUACUUGAUUUUGUAUGUUAGUUUCUUCCAACACAUUUGUAGUUUUUCUCCUUAAAUUAUGCCAUAUUUCAUGCCAUUAAAAUAUGAUCUGUAUGCAGGUAAAUUAAUUCCGUUAACAUUUUACUCUGAGGUACACAGAGAUUGCCCAGUGCAUGGUGAUAUAUUUAGAUAUUCAGAAGGGAUGUUAUAAAGCUCAUGCUGGCUAUAGUCCUCCUCAGGUCUUAGGGCAGAGAAUGGCCACACAUAAAGCCAACUCCUUACAACACUGAGAAAAAGGUUUGGUUCUGUGUAAGCAGAAAGGCACUUUUUCUGGGUGAGGAGGCCUACUGUGAUAAGCAUGUGGUAUGGUUUUGGUCCUGUGAAAUAAUACUGUCAGUUUAUCUCUUCUUGAGUUUUUGUUUGUAUCCUAUAAUUUAUUUUCUCCUUUUACAGACGUUUCUAAGGAAUGUGUUUGUAAACUUAAUAUAAUACAAAAGAGGGUAUUAUUUACGGACCUAGUUUUUAAAUUCAAGUCAAGACUUACUGAUAAAUGUGAAUGUCUGAAAUCAGAAUACUUAAUAAAUUUUCAGAGUUCUAGUUAUUUGCUCACUUCAUAUCAUACCAUGUAGAAAGUCCAAGUCUGUAUACCUGUUAAACAUGAGAAUGGUAAGUGCCAAAUUGAUUUUGCCAAAUUUCCUUUGACUAAGAAGUCAUUUAUCAUAUAUGGUCCAAAGGUGAAAUGUUUAUUAUGUACAAGCUUGCUUUUAAUUCUGUACUUCUGAAUGAUUAUUGUAGAAUACUGGUAAACUUAGUCAUUAUAAGCAAUGAAAGAACCUUGUUGAAGGAAUUAUGUGAUGAAUCAUUUUCUAAAGAGUAAUGAGCCCUAGGGUACUUUUUCAAAUUAAAAAUCAUACAUUAGAUUUUAAGGAAAAGGUUUUUAAUAAGGAAAUAACAAUAAUAACUACUAUAGAAACAGAAAGUUUGCCUGUUCUAUUUAAAUAUGCCUCUGUACCAUAUGUGAUUACAGUCAUCAGUAAAAAUGUGAAAAUUAAGAUUGCCUUGACACCUCCAUAUUAAAAGUUGUGUUAAUGGUUUCAGUUCUUUGCUGUAGUCAAAACAUGCUAUCCAUACCUAGUGAUAUCUUACCUUGAAAGUGUGGUUCUUUUGAGUACUAUUCAGUUUUUUUCCUCCAGUAUCUAAUCCCCCUGGUCACCCAAGUGUCCCCUGCCCAUUGUGCCCUGUGUGGCAAGGACAGCCACACAGACUCUGUCAUCCUUAGAGAGAAGAGGUAGUAUGGUAGUGAUGUCAGAACACUCAUGGGUCUCUUUCUGUACAGUGGGGGUUAUGGCUCCACCUCAAAAAUGUGGAGUGAGAAUUAAGUGACUAUAAUGUCUUCAAACAAGGCCUGGUGCAUAACAAGCCCUAGACACAUGUCCCCUGUUGCUAUUUUAGGCUUUUUUUCAAGGCACUAUUAUUUCCUUAGACCUGUUCCUUGGUCAUAUGUACAAACUUAAAAAAAUGACUUCUGUUUUUUUCUUUCAAUAAAUAAAUAAAGAGAAGUAGAAAAGAAAGAUUGGUAGAUAUGGUGGAUAUCCUCAGCUGCUUUUGUAGCUCAACUAGACGUCUGAGAACCAUUUAACAAUAGAGUUAAAGCACUAGAAAAAAAUCUUACCCUUGUCAUAUUAUAAUUGCAGUUUUUGUUGAGUAUCCAUUAGGGAUUGAUUCUAGGAUCUGCCUCUACCUAUGUAUACCAAAAUCUAGAGGAUGCUCACUCACGUCUCAUGUAUAAAAUGACAUCCUUACAUAUAACCUAUACAUCUUUCCUUAUACUUUAAAUCAUUUCUACAUUACUUAUAAUACCUAAGACAAUGUAAGGUACUGUGCAAAUACUCGUUUAGAGAAUAACGAUAAGAAAAAUGUCUGUGUGUUCAGUGGAGAUGCAGUUGUUCCUCAGUCUGUGGUUGGUUGAGUUCAUGGUUGUAGAGGACCAACUGUGUGUAAUCUCAGCACUUGCAGGGGCAGUGUAAUUACUCUUUGCUUGAUCAGUAUAAGAAUCCCCCAAGGAGUUGGUGAAUGGAGUGUAGGGGGGGUGCUGUCGGGUUGUCAGGUGAUGAGACAGAAUGUUCAGGAAUCACAGGAGUAGAUGAUGAAAAGUUCCCUCUGUCCUAGCAUGCCCUCCACAUUUGGCUCCCUUUUCCUUUUUCUUUUACAGGCUUUUUGGGAGCUUAUGUCAGUGGAAACCACAGCUUCUGGCUUUUAUAAUGAGUACUUGAUCAGGGGGCACACAGAGAUUACCGCGUGCCAUUGGGAUGUCCCUGGCCAAAGAGCUCAUCUUCUCUGCGCGUGUGCUCGAUGGCCAAGAAGCCAAAGCAGUGGGCUUGAUCAGCCAUGUUCUGGAACAGAACCAGGAGGGAGAUGCUGCCUACCAAAAGGCCCUGGACCUGGCAAGAGAGUUUUUACCUCAGGGACCUGUUGCAAUGAGAGUGGCAAAAUUAGCCAUUAAUCAGGGGAUGGAGGUCGACUUAGUCACAGGGUUAGCCAUAGAAGAAGCUUGUUAUGCUCAGACCAUUUCAACGAAAGACAGACUGGAAGGUCUUCUUGCUUUCAAAGAGAAAAGGCCCCCCCGCUAUAAAGGAGAAUAGGAGAAACAGAAGUUCUUACAGCACCACUGUAAUAAGCAGACUUCUGGAAGAAUCUUUCAGAUCCACUCUAGGCCUCUGCACAUGGAAUCUCAGUGACCAAAGUGAAGAGCAAGUACUUGUCUGGUGCACUAAGCAUCUGGAUUGGGCCCAUCUGUGUAUUCAUUUCAACGUGUAUCAUGUCAUAGUCUGAUUCAGAUUUAUGAUAGUAGUCUAUAUUGCCAAAAGCAUUAAAAAUUAGGUACAUGUUUUUAAGUCUUUCCUGCAUAUGAAGCUUUCCGUUCUUGAUUUUUUAAUGUGAAUAAUUUAUAUAUUGCACACUUGAGGGUAUAAUACUGACUGUAUGUCUACUGUGCUGCAUUAAGAAAAUAAAAUUAUUUCUGUAUACCAAAAAUGUGAAAUUAUACCAAAUAAAGUUUCUAAGUGAUUACAUGCAUAUGAACAAACACACAUAUGUACAUCUCAACCUGAAAAAUGAACUGAUAUUCUGAGUGAAUACUACCUAACAUCAAUAAAAUUAGUGAAAAGAAAACUUUGGAA